This is a messenger RNA of Triticum urartu, 1138 nucleotides long. NCBI's taxonomy places the organism in Eukaryota, Viridiplantae, Streptophyta, Magnoliopsida, Poales, Poaceae. The record is from RefSeq and is a predicted model, not a curated record.
CCCAACCGCAGGUGGAGAGUGGACACGCCAGGCGUCGGCAAUUUGCAGCUAGCUAGCUUCUCCUUUGUCAGGCAUGGAGAAGAGCAAGGUUCUUGUGGUCGGAGGCACCGGUUACCUCGGCAGGAGGAUCGUGAAGGCCAGCCUGGCCCAGGGCCACGAGACCUACGUGCUGUUGAGGCCGGAGAUCGGCCUCGACAUUGACAAGCUCCAGAUGAUGCUGUCGUUCAAGGCGCAGGGAGCACGGCUCGUCGAGGCGUCGCUCAACGACCACCGGAGCCUCGUCGCCACCAUGAAGCAGGUGGAAGUGGUGGUGUCGGCCAUGUCCGGGGUUCACUUCCGUAGCCACAACCUCCAGCUGCAGCUCAAGCUCGUGGAUGCUAUCAAAGAGGCCCGAAAUGUUAAGCGUUUCCUACCAUCUGAGUUCGGCAUGGACCCAGCAAGGAUGGGGCAUGCUCUUGAACCAGGAAGGGUCACAUUUGAUGAGAAGAUGGAGAUAAGAAAGGCGAUAGAAGAAGCAAACAUUGGCCACACUUAUAUUUCUGCAAACUGCUUUGCUGCUUACUUUGUUCCUAACCUCUGCCAAAUGCGUACUCUUCUUCCACCCAGGGAGAAAGUUAAUGUAUAUGGAGAUGGCAACGUCAAAGCAAUAUUUAUGGAUGAAGAUGACAUUGCAACGUAUACAAUCAAGUCCAUUGAUGAUCCGCGGGCCUUAAACAAGACAAUAUACCUAAGACCGCUGGAAAACAUCCUUAGUCAAAAUGAGCUGAUUGCUAAAUGGGAAAAGCUUUCAGGAAAGGCCCUUGAGAAAAUUCCCAUUCCCAGUGCUGAAUUCUUGGCUUCAAUGGAAGGUACAGACCUUGCAAAUCAGGUGGGGGUAGGGCAUUACCACCACAUUUUCUAUGAGGGUUGCCUGACAAACUUUGCCAUUGGAGACGAUGGAGAAGAAGAGGGUUCUCUACUCUACCCAGAGGUUCAGUACACCAGGAUGGAAGAGUACAUGAAGCGCUAUGCAUAACUAUCUUAGCUCAAUGACACCAGCAUACGCUACACACCACCUAUGUUUGAAGGAAGUUCCAUUGAUAUGCUAUUUGUUGGAAAUAUGCCCUAGAGGCAAUAAUAAAAUUUUAUAUUAUUUGCA